Messenger RNA from Rotaria socialis, 1248 nucleotides. The record is from the annotation of a GenBank genome assembly. NCBI's taxonomy places the organism in Eukaryota, Metazoa, Rotifera, Eurotatoria, Philodinida, Philodinidae.
AUGUCAGCUCAUGAAGGUGUAAGUUGUGAUGCUUGUGGUAAAAGUAAUUUUCGUUCAAAACGAUAUAAAUGUUUAAUUUGCCAUGAUUAUGAUCUUUGUUCGACAUGUUAUGAACAAGCAGAAGCAUCAAAUCAGCAUACUAAUGAACAUCCUAUGCAAUGUAUAUUGACACGCCAGGAUUUUGAUUUUUACUAUCAUGGUGAACGAUAUACAUCUGAUCAAGCCCAAUCAUUCACUUGCCCUUUUUGUGGUGAAAUGGGUUUUUCAUUACCAUUUGUAAAUGAAUCAUCAUCAUCACAGAAUUUUGAUCUAUUUCAUCAUCUUCAACUAAAACAUGCCGAUGAACAACAAACAAAUGAAGUUAUUUGCCCUAUUUGCGCAGCUAUGGUUAAUGGUGAACCGAAUUUAGUUACAGCUGAUCUUUUAUCACAUAUUGCUAAUGAUCAUCAACACCAACAAGUUCAAACACCAUCAACAGGUGGAAUCGGAACAAAUCCCUAUUCACGACAAUCAUCAUCAAAUAGAGAGUCCGAUUUUACUAAUGCUCGAGCUGGUUUUAGACGAGGACCAUUACGAACACCUGGCCGACGAGGUGCAUUAGGAAGAGGUAGUGGAACUGUAAGUCAACAUUUCGUUGUUGAUACUUCAACAGUCAAUGGUGGAAGUGAUCCAAUAGCUGAUUUAUUAACACAAUUAUCGACAGUAAGAAGAUUGGCAGCAGCAAAUAGUACUAAUAAUAGUUCAUCAUCAAAUACAAUUAAUCUUCAAACAUUAACUCGACAACAAUAUGAACGCGAACGACUUCGUACGGUAGGACGUUCACAUCAUCAGCAACAACAAUCGCAUCAUUCACAGCCAACAGCAGCAUCAUCGUCGCCAUCAUCGAAUAGUUUAUCAUCAAUCGAAAAUGACUUUUUUGAUUCACUUUUUGCAUCUGCUCUCUUUAUUGAUUCAUCUUCCUCAACAAAUAAUAAUCAUCAAACUUGGGCACAAAUUGUUGCACAACAACAAUCAACACCCGAACAACAACAACAACAACAACAGCAACAACAACAACAAUCAUCCACGACAAAAACGACUGCAAGUGAACCUGAUUCAUCAUUACUAAGACGAUUAUGUGAUGAAAAUUCUUGCUCCUUGACUCAACAAACUAAUAAUGCAGCACAACAACAAAAACGAAAAAGUGAUUUUUUGCAUAGUUUGCUUUUUUCUAGUUUUGUUUGUCCACUUCAUGAUACCGAUAAAUAA